Messenger RNA from Aspergillus eucalypticola CBS 122712, 2041 nucleotides. RefSeq lists its product as uncharacterized. The transcript is spliced from 2 exons. Lineage: Eukaryota; Fungi; Ascomycota; Eurotiomycetes; Eurotiales; Aspergillaceae. The coding region runs from base 86 to 2041 and encodes 651 amino acids. The record is from RefSeq and is a predicted model, not a curated record.
AAAACAGACACGCAAUAAUUCACCAUGUCCUCCCCACUACCAUAGAGUACAUGGUAGAGAGAGAGAGAGAGGAAGAGGGAACGGGAUGGACCAUAAAAUUGACACCCUCGCCACCCUCCACAACUGGACCCAAGGCACCCCAUCCCUGUAUCCUUUCACGGGCAUUAUUCAACUCUAUCUGGCGGAGGAGAUCUCGGUAGUGACGGCUGUAGGAGAGAUCAGUGCGUUUGUGGAGAAGAGGGGGGAGGGAAUAGAUGAAUGCGUCCACGACCUAUGGGCCAGUAUUCUGCACGCGGGGAGAUGUCUACCCUGCACAAACAUCAUGGUAUCAUCAGCUAGUACUGCUGAAAGAAGUAUCACGUCCAACGGUAAUGGUGAUGGUGGUACGCUAGGAGAAAAGAUAAAGAAAGAGACUAUCGACACAGACAUCUCCACACACCAAACACCCACCCCAUCACAGAAGAAACUGAUUGCCUUGAUGCAUGCGAUCAAGAAUAUGCCGGAUGUGCAUGUGCAUAUUCGUGCGAGGACGCAGUCGAGGUAUUCUUAUUCUGCUGCUUCGCAGGUGGGUGGUUCUGCGGGGAGGGAGAGGUAUAGUUAUUAUGGUGGUGGUGGUGGUGGUGGUGGUGGUGGUGGUGGUGUUAAUGGGGAUAUUACCGAGAAGAAUGAGAAUGACCCUGCAAAUGGAAAUGAAGGAGGGGGAGAUGAUGAAGGAGAGAGUACAGAAGAAGAAGAACUAUACCACCCAUCCCUAGGUGUAUAUCUUGAUGGGACGGUGGGUGGGUCGCAUUAUAUUCGCCAUUUGCAUGAUUCUGUGGCUACACCUGUUCCUCCUCCUCCUCCUCCUCCACCACCACCACCUCCUCCUAUACCAUCAGAUCCAGGAAAGAACACCAACACACCCCAACCUCAAUCUCAACCCCAAGGAAAUUCAAGACCCAAACCGCCCAAACUCCCCUCCUCAGCAUCCGAAUCGACAAUCCGACCCACAAAAACCAAGAGUCUAGUAUGGGCCUACCUACCAUAUUUCCGAGACGUGGUAGGGUCAAUAUUUACUGAUUUUGGAGAUGUACUUGGAAUGCAUCUGCACCCUUUACCAAAUACACAUACACAUCAAGAACACCAGAAAUGGCACCCCAAAGAUCAAGUCAUCCUCCACCAAGCAUGGCUCAACUUCACCACAUUCCUCGCAUUCCUCGCUAGAGAAGGGGUAUUACAUUCCCCUAGUGAUUCGGAUAAUUAUGCGUAUGGGUUUGAUGAAUAUGAUUGGGGAUAUGACCAUACCAAUAAUAAUAAUAAUAAUAAUAAUAAUAAUGAGGGUGGGGAUGGGGAUGGGGAGGAGGAGGAUGAAAGCGACGGAGUCGGAUCAUGGAUCGAUGAUCUAGCGAUUUCGUGUCUUCGGAUACUUGAGAACCUUCCACAUCAGCAUCAUCAUCAGCAUCAUCAGCAUCAUCAACCUCACAAUCAUCCUAAUCACCUCGAUAAGAAUGACAAUCUGCAAAACAACACCCAAAUCCUCACAGCAACGAUCAUCGCCCUUCUCUACGGUGAACAUCUCUGGCGGAGAAGACAUGGGAUUCGUACUGCUUCCCAUCCUCAUCCUUCCCCUCCUCCUCACCAAGAAAAGCCUAAAGAAGAGAAGGAUACGGAGAAAGCGAAAGAGAAAGAGAAAGAGAAAGAAAAGGAUGAUUACAUAGUAGCGGGUCUGACCCUCGACGAAUUCGAAUCAGGUUCUGUAUCUGCUUCUACGUCUACCUCUGCGGCUAAUUCUCCGCCUUUGUCGGUUUCACCACAUCCACAGAAUAAUGAGCAUCAGGAUUCGGAUGGGAGUGAUGAUAGGGAUAGGGAUAGGGAUAGGGAUAGGGAUAAGGUGAGGUUUAUUGACAGGAAAACGUGGGAAGGGUGGAUUCGAAGGUUCAAUGAACUUGCAGGGGAUGUGGGCCCCGGGAUCGGGAUGGGAAUGGGGUUGUGGGAUGGGACGAGAGAGGGGGCGUGGUUGGCGGGGGAGGUGUUGAGGAGGGUUAUUUCUAUUCCAGAGUAG